Molecule: messenger RNA, 882 nt
Organism: Guyanagaster necrorhizus
Lineage: Eukaryota; Fungi; Basidiomycota; Agaricomycetes; Agaricales; Physalacriaceae
Exons: 2
Coding region: 1-882 (293 amino acids)
Source: RefSeq, a predicted model, not a curated record
AUGGCUACUCGCUCCUUCACUAUCUUCCAGGACGUCCCAUCAUCACCAAAGACCUUGACCUUGAAGGCCACAACCUCGGUUCUCUCAUCCAUGACUACGACGAACGUUGAUAAAGUCGGCACACUCCCCAGUCUUGCUACAGAGGCAGACAAGGAAAAUCUUGACCCGUUGACUGGCGAGCGAGUUAAUGCCAAUUCUAAAGGCACCGCCAAGAAACGCAAGAAUAAUACAUCGUCUUCCAAGGCCCUUGCCUCCAUCGAAACGAAAAAGCUCAAGGAAGACCAAGGAUCUCAGUUGAAGAAGCGCAAGUCGUCGGCUUCGUCAGCUGUAAAGAAGGGGAGGGGAGGAAAAAGAGCUCCCAGCUCAACUCGUAAGACGAGCAAGAAGCUUCACGCAGCUCCUUGCUUGCCUUCGGUCGAGGAAGAGUCCACCGAGAAUGUUGUCCCAGAGGGUAGCGAUAUUGCUCUAGCACUGCCUCUGACGCGGGCGGAGAUUGAUGCGAAGUGCUAUGAGCUCACAGUCAAGCCUCUGGCAGAUGUCACCCAGGCUUUUGAGCAGGCGCCGGGUGCUGAAGAGUGGUUCGCAGAUGUUCCUGAAGACGACCUUGAGUCUAAGCUUCAGUUCGUUAAGGAGACAUCUCAGGAACCCGAACUACGCGACUUUUUCACUCCCGUUCAUUUGGGCUAUGCCAGCGCUGGUUCUAGCCGUUCUGCCUCCACUAUCAGUUCUCAGGAACCGAAAGUGUUCACCACUCCCGAUCGCAAACAAAUUUAUCAUACUUUCACAUUCGCAUCUCCCUCGCCUGUGUGCCCUGCUAAAAUCACCAGAUCAACAUCUGUUCCGCGGCUCAUCAUUUCGAGUCCCGCGAAGACAGAAUCAUAA